Molecule: messenger RNA, 1143 nt
Organism: Hyposmocoma kahamanoa
Lineage: Eukaryota; Metazoa; Arthropoda; Insecta; Lepidoptera; Cosmopterigidae
Exons: 8
Coding region: 281-1084 (267 amino acids)
Source: RefSeq, a predicted model, not a curated record
CGGGUUCGAACCCCACACACGCAGGGGACGCAGUAACUUGUUAACUUCACGUAUUUAAACGUAAAACGUAAAGUUAUUUAGUUAAUUUAGCAAAACUUUGCGACGAUAAUUUUGAAUGAGAAAGUUUUUAUUACAAAAUAGUAUUUUAUUUUUCAGACGGUUUUGUGCACGGUUGUGUUUAUUAUUAAUGAAUAUGUGGUUUUUGGAAGUUGCGCAUACGCAUUAUUUGUUUUACUGAAAUGUGUUUAUUGUAAUACACUGACUUGGAUUGAUCCUUAACAUGAUGUGGUAUUUAUUAAAACUCAUCAUUAUUUUACAAUGUGUGAACUCAGUAAGGAUAGUCAAUAUGCGGGUGCCAGAAGUAGUACAAUACGGUUCAAGAGAUGCAGUGACAAUGGACUGUGAAUUCGUGACAGGCAAUGUCACUGGAUUGGUAAUAAAGUGGUUCUAUGCGGACAACUCAUGCUCUGAAUGCAAGCAUGGCAAACCUGUGUACCAAUGGAUACCACCACAGAAGCCACAGGCGUUGGGAUUGUUGAAGAAUAAGUUGGAUCUAACUUAUAAAGUAUCCCGCAACCCAUACACACAACAUCGUGCAUUGCGUAUCCUGUCUCCAGGAACAGAACUCACCGGCAACUACACCUGUGUCAUUUCUACUUUCCUCGCCGAAGAUGAACGAACGAAGCCUAUGACUAUUUUCGUGCCAGAAAGAAGGUUCGAUAUGAUCCAAGAUCGUCUUGGUGAUGGAUACCUCAACGUUAUUUGUUCAGCUGAAGGCGUCUUUCCUAAGCCAGAAAUUGUAAUAUUAGCUGGCAACAGGCCUCUGCCGUCUAAAACUUCUAUAAAGCUGAUCAACGAACGCUACUCGAUUGUAACAAGUUCUAUCGUGAAGAUGGAAUCCCUUCCUUCGACUGUGGAGAUUCUAUGCGACAUGCAAGUGCCCCUGGCGAACUAUUUUAGUAGAAAAAGGGAUAUUUUCUACAGAGAUCCCCCGCCUACUACACCGGAUACGCCUAGUCCUGCGCACAAGCAAGCCCGUGAUAGAGACUAUGAUGGAUCGCGCCGCUAUCUCCCUCUGCGAUGAAAUACACCUCCCCUGGGCGCAAUAAUCAUUUGACAAAGUCACCAGAAGAACGCAUCAAC